This is a messenger RNA of Moneuplotes crassus, 5442 nucleotides long. NCBI's taxonomy places the organism in Eukaryota, Ciliophora, Spirotrichea, Euplotida, Euplotidae. The record is from the annotation of a GenBank genome assembly.
AUGGACAUCGAAGCUUCGCUAUUUAAUGUUCUAGUCAACUGAUACUCGAUAAAGGAAAGCCCCACCUUCAAGUUCAACGAGAGUGGUAAAAGUGUGGUUUUGGAUGCUAAUGCUACCAAAUUCAUGCUUAAUGGGCUCACAAUUGCAAAAUUUCUCACAUAUAUAACUCUGUUUUUGGAAAAACAGAUUGGAGAAAGACUUGGAGUAAACAUCGAUAAGCUUCAGACCCUUAAAGUGAGCAGUACAGACCAAGCCAAGUUAUAUAAUUGGAGUAUCCUGUCCAAAGAACUUGAAAUGCUUGAUCUCUUCUUGACACCUGAGGAUAAGAGAGAUAUAAUUCAGGGAGAUUUUGGAGCAAUCUCGAACUUACUCACCAGCAUGAAAAAUAUACUCCACGGUGAUGUUGAUACUACCUCCUUGGUUAAUAAAUCAAGAGAUAAUACGAAGGAAAAUGCAAAUACUACGAAUGAAAUCCAGGAGCAUACUCAAGAAGAAGCGAAGCCUCAGAAGAAACUUCCUAAAUCCGCAGUUGAUAUUAACCAGAUAAAGACUGAAAAUCCGAGUGACUGAGUAAAUUGAGUUGAAUUCAUACUAGUCACUCUUUCCCAAUCUUUGAAACUUACCGGGAAGCAAGCUGCUGCCUUUUUAGCGAAGGAGAAUAAAUUCUUAAAAGAAGCUUGCUGUAAGGGUCUCAAAAAUGGAUUUGAAUCUUUGCUAGAUUGGUAUAAAUUAAUCUUCGAGAAUUCUAAACAUCUCUCUUUGUUAAUCUCCCAAGAGAUCGAAGAAGCUCCAAACACCUUAUCACUAGUGAUGAGUACCAUUAAGGUAGGAAUAAACUCCAAAUCAGAAGAAAUGAUUGAUUGGACAAUUAAGCUACUCUCAAAGAUGUCAUUUGAAUUUGAUAAACUCAAGCUCUCAGAAAAAGCAUGGGAGUGGUUCACAAGUGGAGAUGUACAUUUCCUGUCGACCUGUUUAGAGCUCGUCUCCAACAACCCAGAUCUUUUCACUGAUAUGUCAACCUUAAUUCUAGGAUUUAGCAGAGGAAACUUGAAUGCUUUAUUUACUGAGUAUUUUAUGGAAUUUUAUAAAGAAGAAGAGGGAUAUUAUGAACAAUUACUCUCUUAUCUCCCUAUAAUUCUGGAAAAUGAACAUUUUAGACAAGAAGUAGAUGGCUUCUUGACGGAUAAAGUAAAUGAGAUCGUUGAGAACUUUGAAACUUUGCCAAGUGAUCUCCUGAGAUCUGUAACUUCCUCCUUCCUUGUUGAAUUAUGGAUAAAUAAUGACCCAGUCAUCACACAGGAAAUUUCAGAAGCUGUGAUCGAUGAUCUUAAAAUAAUGAUUAGGAAUUCUGACAAAGCCUUACAAUUUACUGCAAUUUCGCAGAUGUUUAAGCUAUUAGAACUUUUUACUGAGCAAAAAAUUUCAGCUGCUCCCGUCCUGUACAAAGCACUGAUUUUUGUAUUUAUUGAGAACCAUCCAGACAACACAACAAGGCAAUUUUUGAUGUCGAAUUUUAUAUCUUUCUUCGAGAGCUCAGAUACUGUCCCUGUAGGAAUUCUCCUUGAGCCUUUGAUAAAACAGUUAAUGGAAUCUGAAGGAACUUCUUACGUAUACAAUACCUUCGACUUUGAUUUCUUUACUGUUGUUGCAAAGCAUCCAAAGCUAAAGCUGAAUGAUGCGAUUCCUUUAAUGGACAUCCUAGCCAAGAUAUACCUGAACGACCCUGUUUUUGCAUUUGCAGCAUCAGUUCCAUUCAUGAUUAUAGUUACCAGCUUCAUGAAGUAUCCUCUCCUCAUGGGAUAUGUUCAGAAAUUCAUCACUCUGGCACUAUCAAACAUUCUCUCAUCUGAGGAAGAAGUCAAAAUGAGCUUGGAAUCACAAAAAGCGAGGAAGAGGAAGCCUAUACCUCUUCCUCCUUCAAGAGCCAAGAGGUCUGCCAAAGAAGCUAAGAAACCGAUGAACCAGAAGGCUAUUAACGAGAAAUUAAAGAAAGGGUGUGUGAUUGAAAUCUGAAAGAAGCUAAUCGCUCUCCAAAAUCCUGAUAUUAAUGAGCUAAUAGAAUCAUUAUGCUUGUCUAUCAUCACUCAGCUUGAGCAAAGAAAUGAGCAGCCUGGGCAAUACGAUAAAGGACUUAUCUCCAUUCUCGAUCUUAUCGGAAAUGCAAGAGAUCUCAUAGAGAGAUUCGAAAGAGAAGAAAUUGAAAGACUCAAGAAACAAGCAGAGUCUGAGUCAAAAGUCCUCGAAAAAGUAGAAGAAGUAGACGACGAGCAGGAAGAAGUUGUCAAAAAGAGUUCUCAAAGUAGGAGAAAAAGGAGAGAUUACUCCACCGAUGGCACUUCUAGAAAUUCCAGAAAAAGAAUAGGUAGUCUCCGUCGGCCUCCCACUGGAGAGGAGACCCUGGCAGUCGUUCCCUAUCUCAAGCAGAAGCCUAAGAAUAAAGUUGAUCGGAAAGCUUUUGAAGAUUUAGACAAGAUCAGGAAGCAAAGACAAGAAGUUAUCAAAAAGAAAAACCAAGAACAAGAAAAGAUUAAACUUAUUGAAGAGAAAAGGAAGAAGAAGCUCAAGAAGCAAAUUGAACUUAGAAGAGUUGAACUAGGCAUCCAGAAAAGAACAGGUAGUGACAACAAGGAUGCCUUGCUAUUUAAGGAAGGCGAAGUUGAGCAAACAGCAGGUUUUAACGACUUCACAGCCUCAAGAGGACUUCAAAGCAAUGCUUUCAACUCAAGUAUUUCAAGCAAGUUUUCUAAAUUAGGGGGCGUUGGAAAACGAUUCCAAGAAAAUUUUAAGGGUCCUGAAGUUAAUCUUUUUGAAUACGAUGCUGAAGAGGAAAGAGAUGUGAAUGCGGUUAAAACUGUUGCGAAGAAAUAUACUAAACUAUUGAAAUACCUGUUCAGCAAAUAUGCUAAUUCUGGUUAUUCAGUCAAAGCAUUCAGUAAUUUUGAGGAACUGAAUAAGAAAUUACAAACUAUCACCAUUGCAGAGAUUAUGAAAAUGUUAAGAGACCAUCACGUUACUAACAGAAUAAUUGGAAAAUCUAAAGUAUCAGAAAUUGUGAGGAGGGUGCAGCCUGACUCUACACCUUUGCCUCUAGCCUACCCAGUCUUUGUUGAGUUCUUUACACAACUAGCAUAUGUGAUCUAUGCCGGGCCUCCUAAUAAUCUGAUACAUCUUACCCCAGCAGAAACUUUAAUAAAACUAAUAAACUUCUUCGAGGAAUCAGCAAAGAGCAGAGGACAGUCAACUCUCUUAUAUGAGGACCCUGAUGCAACCUCUCUUGGUGACAAAAAGGUAUUAGACGAGCUAAAUAGAAGGAUCAAGGUGAAUCCCAGUUACUCUCUCCCUGAAGGAUACACCAAAGUGUAUGAAAAAGACUUUGAGUACGAAUAUAAGCUUCCUGAGUACUAUGAAAUAUCAGAAGCCCAAAGAGUCUCCAUCUCCAUUCUUGAUUCCUUAUGAGAUAAACUAUUUGACUUCCAUUUCAUUGAGCCCAUGGUCAAAUACAGAGAAACUGUCAAGGUCAGGCCUACUUUCAAGAAGCAGAUUAACCAACAGAGGCAGCCUUUGCAAUAUAUGAAGAAGAUUGAGAGAAGUAAUAAGCUUAAGCCUCUUAAUGACCCAAGAGCAAGUUCUAGGAAAAGCUCUAAAUCUAGAGCAGAUCCUCAAAAGCCCUCAAUUGAUCUUUCAACGUCUCUUCUGAUCGAAGUAGGGAGAUACCCAUUUGAUAAGCGAGAGAAUGUGACUGAAUGUGCUGAAGUACUUGAACAGAUCCUUCAGGCUGUCAACAAAGGGAAAUCCAAACUUCCAACACCCUCCUCCCACGCAAGAGUGAAUAAAAUAGAACAAGAAAGGAUUGUCCAUGAGAAGCAAGAAAUGGAGAAAGAAAAGAGAAAGGAAGAGAAACGGAAGAAACGAGAGCAGGAUCUCAAGAAGAAGGUAAAACAAAUGCAAGAACAGCGUGAAAAAGAGAGACUCGAAAAACUUGCUCAGUUCGAAGAAGCUGAAAAAGCAGAACUCGAACGAAGGAAAAAGGAAGCCAAACGUAAAAAGAUGGAAAAGGAGAAGAAAAGGAAAGAAAUGGAAGAUCUCAAGAAGAAGAGAAUGGAACAAGCUGAGAAAUACCAACAAGAGGAAGAGGAAAGAGAAAAGAAAGCCAAUCUAGAGAAGAAAAAGAAGAACAAGCAGUUCCUUAAGCAACAAAACCAAAAACUUAAGGCUCAGUUCGAGGCUGAGAAGGAAUCCAGAAUCCAAGUUGAGAAUAAACAGAAGGAACUCCAACAACGAGAGAAGGAUAAGGAGAUCAAAAUGAAGCAUCAGAUGGAAGGCUUCCUGUCCAAGAAUAAGGACACCAGGAAACUUGAAGUUAAGGAGAGGAAGGAGAUACAACGAUUUUAUAACUCUGAAGAGGUCCAGAGCUUGAUGAAUCUGUAUGACCAACAACUCCUCCAAAUGUAUAAAUACUAUACUCUCCAAGGCGACAUGAGCAUUGGAGGAAACUUAGAAAAACGCAUGAAUGUUAUCGAGUUCUCUGACUGGGUGAGAUUCGGUACCAGAACGAACAUCAAUCCUCACCUCCUUACUUCUGACGACAUGGUAGCUAUUUUUAGAACACUUGAAAGAGAAAUGCAGAGUGUCUUUGAUAAAGACCCGGAUGGGGAAGAAAUCAAUUAUAUUGAGUUUGAACAUUUCAAGAAAGGUCUCAUCAGGAUAACCAUCCUUGCGAAGACUCAGAGCAUUGAGAAAGAAAUAAAAUACAGAAAUAGGAAAUCAAAGAUUAAGAAAACUCCAGACCUUAAUUCAAAGGCUGAUACAGGAAAGAAUAAGAAGCUUAAAGAACUCGAAGACCAAAUAGCAAAGAUUGAGAACCUACAAAAUAUUAAAAUUGAAGAGAAAAGAGUAUCUAAAGAGUUCGACGUAUCUCUCAUUAAUGUUGAUGAUGUUGAGAGGCUCCUAAAAUUCCUUCAAUUAGAUUCUGAGGAUGACAAAUACACUAUGGACAGAAAACUCACAAAUAAAUUGAAUUACCCAAAAACCAUAGUUUUCGACGGUCUCGAAGGAAAUUAUAGUGAUGUUCAUACUAUUAGAGAUAACAACAGUUCAUACAGCAGGAAGAGAAGCGAUGCAGAUCCUGACAAAUACAGUGUCAUCCAUGCUCCUAAAGACGAUAAAAUUGAAGAGACCAAAUCAGAAGAAGAGCCACACUCACAACCUGAUCACCCACCUGACACAGACAAAGAAAAACAACAAGAAUCUCCUCAAGAUAACAACUUGAGCAAAGAUGCUCAAGAGGAUGGUCAGCACCAAGAGGAUCCUCCAAAGAAAGAGCUAGUUGCUAUUUCUCAAGAAGAACUAGACAACCAGCCUCAGGAUGAAAAGGAUACGACUAAUAUAAUAGAUCCUGAAGGAAAGAAGGAAGAAUGGGAGGUUAAUAACGGUAAAGAAUAA